UGGUUUGAUCCUGUUACAUAUUUUCUUUUAUUUCAGCAAUUAGAACUAAUCACACCUUUUCAACUGUAUUUUAAUCCUGAAUUAAUAUUUAAACACUUUCAAGUAUGGAGGUUGAUAACAAACUACUUAUUCUUUGGGCCAGUUGGAUUUAAUUUUUUAUUUAAUAUGAUUUUUUUAUAUCGUUACUGCCGAAUGCUUGAGGAGGGGUCUUUCCGAGGUCGGACAGCAGAUUUUGUAUUUAUGUUCCUUUUUGGUGGAUUUUUAAUGACUCUUUUUGGCUUGUUUGUGAACUUGGUUUUCUUGGGUCAGGCUUUUACAAUAAUGCUUGUGUAUGUGUGGAGCCGCAGGAAUCCCUAUGUCCGUAUGAACUUUUUUGGUCUUCUCAUCUUCCAGGCCCCAUUUUUGCCCUGGGUACUCAUGGGCUUUUCAUUACUAUUGGGGAACUCCAUCAUUGUAGAUCUUUUGGGGAUCGCAGUUGGACACAUAUAUUUUUUCUUGGAGGAUAUCUUUCCUAAUCAGCCUGGUGGUGGAAGGCUUCUGAGAACACCAUCUCUUUUGAAAGCAGUGUUUGAUACACCAGAAGAAGAUCCCAAUUACAAUCCGCUUCCUGAAGAGCGACCAGGAGGAUUUGCGUGGGGUGAAGGUCAGCGCCUCGGAGGCUAAUAAAUGGCAGUGCUAAUACCCAGACGCAACUAGAAGGAGCUCAACUGAAGUACCAUAUUGGGAAUUCUUUUACUCCUUAUUGCAGAAAGGACGUGUUACAGCUUUAUGGUUCUGACUACAAGAAGCACUUUAUGAUAUGUCAGUCUAAGUAAUCCAAGACAUUUCCAGGAGACUGCCAAUGUCUCUACACCAGGGUUUUGUUGCAUUGGUACUGAAAACAUCAUCUAGUGGAGUAAAAAAAAAAACAGCCCCCCCCACAAAAAACUGGAAACCAUUUCCUGUUAACUUCAGCUAGCAAGACCAUGCAUACUUGUUUGGAAAUGUUUCCAAAGGCAUUUUUUUCCAAGUUCUUUGAUGCAGGAAACUGUAUGGGAAACUUUGAGGGACAAAAUAAAACUUUGGUUUUAACUUUUUUUCCACUGGAUAAAAAGCAGAUGUGUGAGCUCUCUUACAGUGAUUCGCUAUUUUCGUUGUCCAAAGGCUGGUAUGAAGCAAAAUACACUAAAUUUCCAAGCCCGUUUUCUUUUUGAGUCAGACAGGAUUUUAAUUUUGGAUGGUACAAGUUUUGCCUUCUAAUUUUGUGAAAAUAGACUUCUGUAGUUACAGUAUGAGCCUUAUUAUGAACCUAGUUUGCAGGCUGAGAAUACAUCUUGAUCCAGAUUAUUUUGAAUUGCACAUGUGCAAAUGUCCAGGUAUGAAAUUUCACUGACAUGCUUAUACAUGCAGUAGCAAAUGUAGUUCUGAAAAAUGUAGCUUUUAUUUUUUUUCAAAUGGUUGGCAGAUUAUUCAGAAUGCUGUGAAGAUUUUCCCAUAUAAUUUAAACUAUUAGUUCUUAGACUGCUAUAAGCAAAGCUCUGAGAUAGUGAGUGAAUAAAAUGUCUUAUGACUGCUGA
Messenger RNA from Pelodiscus sinensis (Chinese soft-shelled turtle), 1556 nucleotides. Lineage: Eukaryota; Metazoa; Chordata; Testudines; Trionychidae. The record is from RefSeq and is a predicted model, not a curated record.